GGCCAGCAUAGCCUCCCCUUCGCCGAUGAGCACCGAUCGCAACCACACCCAACCCUCACCCCCCACCACCGGGAUACGAAGGCGCCGCGACGCACGCGUCUCGACGGCACCGGCGUCCGCCCUCCGACGUCCGUCCGUCAGACACAGUCAGGCAUUCCGCUCUUGCACCUUAACGAAGACAGUCGGCUAGAGAGCGGCGCACUAUCCACAGCCAAAAGCGGCGCACCAGCCACAGUCAUCGUCGGCCUGUCAACGACCUGCUUGCCGAUAUACCUUGGAGACCCGAGGGAAGAAUGAGAUACAGGAAGGAGAACGGUAUACUAGGAUCAUCCAACAAGCUAGAACUUACUCAUUCUGGACAUGGCUGGAGUACUCUGGAACGCUGACGUUUCGACAUCGGGGCUGCUUGAAUGUAAACCCCCUGUACGUAUACUGAAUGUAUCCUGAGUGUUUUCUGUCCGGUAUACCUUCAGUAUACGUAACAGGAGGCCACAUUUCGACGGGACCAUCUUCUGGGCUGCAUCUAUUAUUUCCUAUUGUAAUAAUUCCAUAAAACACACUUCUUGUAAUAUUUACCGUACUGUACAUAUUAUGUAUUUGUGAAAAAAAAAUGUUACUUUGUUGAUGGUUCAUUACUCUAAUAAAUAUUGAACAG
This is a messenger RNA of Acanthoscelides obtectus, 655 nucleotides long. The record is from the annotation of a GenBank genome assembly. Lineage: Eukaryota; Metazoa; Arthropoda; Insecta; Coleoptera; Chrysomelidae.